Messenger RNA from Anisakis simplex (herring worm), 456 nucleotides. The record is from the annotation of a GenBank genome assembly. Lineage: Eukaryota; Metazoa; Nematoda; Chromadorea; Rhabditida; Anisakidae.
GUAGUAGCGAUGACCAUCAGAGAUCAAGAAAAUGUUUCUUCAUUGACCUCUAUUGACCGAUUCGGAAACCGUAAAGACUCUAAGAAACUUCCUUUCAUUGUUUAUGUAAUUUUAAGUCGAGGAUAUUUCUUUGACUGGCUUGAACCACUAGAAGCGAAGGUGAAGCAAAACAAUCAUAAAAUACAAACGCCACUCGUAAAACUUGAUACCCCCGGAAAGGCAACCGUUCAAGUUGUUAUCCUCGCAGAUCCGAACGAUCACGAGAUUUGUUUUGUUGGUGAAGAGGCGUUCAGUGAGCUGUCGAAGAUGGACGCAAAAGCCGAUGAAAUGCUGAGAGAUGCGAUGAGUAAAGACGAUAGUGGUGAAUGGUAUAAGCAGGGUAAACCACAAGCCAAGUAUGUUUCUUUUGAAACAUCAGCAGCAGCAGCAGCACAAAUUUUCACGAAACCAAAAUAA